Penicillium macrosclerotiorum is the source of this 1071-nucleotide messenger RNA. Its product is annotated as mitochondrial 54S ribosomal protein uL22m. The transcript has 2 exons. Gene Ontology annotation, cellular component: mitochondrial large ribosomal subunit; ribosome. Gene Ontology annotation, molecular function: structural constituent of ribosome. Gene Ontology annotation, biological process: ribosome assembly; translation. The coding region runs from base 1 to 1071 and encodes 356 amino acids. Lineage: Eukaryota; Fungi; Ascomycota; Eurotiomycetes; Eurotiales; Aspergillaceae. The record is from RefSeq and is a predicted model, not a curated record.
AUGCCCGAGGGUAAUAGAUCAACAACCACCUCUGCCAUGGCCACAAUGGGCGCUGUCACUCCUUAUGGGCAGUUGGUUCGGACUGCGGCCCGGACUCGUGUUUCCUGCAUCCCCCGAAGAACAUUGACCUCGAGCGCCAUCUGCCGUGCCCCAAACGACAAUGACGGUGCCAACCAGAAACAGAGCUCUGGAAUUUUGUCCUCUAUGAAGGAUUGGGUCCUUGGUAGCUCUAAACCCAAGGUGACGCGCACACCUUCCGCUCCCAAGCCCCAGGAAGGUGGCCUCGGUGCCAGCUCUAUCUUCGCCGACGACGUGGCCACCCCGUCCGGCCCCAAACCCAGCAAGCAGAAGAAACAGAUACAAGACGAGCAAGAUCAAGAACCGACCUCCGUAUUGCUAGAGGAACGGGAACGGGACAACCUGCAAAUGGCGCUGAACCCCAACCCGCGGGCCCAGAUACGGUGGGAAAAGAAGAUGGUGAUCCGCGAGAUCCGAAAACGCGGCCGCAUUCCGAAGGAAGUCCAGAUCAAGCGCACAGAACGUGAAUCGCUCUCCAAGUCACACUGGUUCAAGACAUCUGUGAAGAAGCUGGGUCCGCUCGCCCGGCAGAUCGCGGGCAAGAAUAUCGACGAGGCCAUCCUACAGAUGCGCUUCAGCAAGAAGAAGGCCGCACAGGAUAUCCUGGGACACCUGGAGCACGCAAAGAACGUCGCCAUGGUCCGUGCCGGCAUGGGCCUGCCGGACCCCAACGGCGAAAGCCCCAAGCCAAUUACUGUCACCUUGAAGUCAGGUGAGCGCAAGAAGAUCGCCGAUCCGACUGCGAUUUAUAUCCAACAGGCAUGGGUUAACCGUGGUCCGUACGGCUUCGGCAUGGACCACCGCGCUCGUGGCCAGAUCAACCGACUGCGGCCCCCAGCGACUGGUCUGACCGUCUUGCUGAAGGAAGAGAAGACCCGGAUUCGGGAGUGGGAGGAUCGGGAGGCGAAGGAGCUGCGGAAACGCAAGGCUCAGCUUUGGACCCAGCUCCCAGACCGCAAGGUUAUUGCUCAGAACCAAUACUACAGUUGGUGA